Messenger RNA from Syngnathoides biaculeatus (alligator pipefish), 9795 nucleotides. RefSeq names its product pyruvate carboxylase, mitochondrial-like. Gene Ontology annotation, cellular component: cytoplasm. The record is from RefSeq and is a predicted model, not a curated record. The transcript is spliced from 28 exons. Bases 342 to 3893 code for a protein of 1183 amino acids. Gene Ontology annotation, molecular function: pyruvate carboxylase activity; ATP binding; metal ion binding. Gene Ontology annotation, biological process: pyruvate metabolic process; gluconeogenesis. Lineage: Eukaryota; Metazoa; Chordata; Actinopteri; Syngnathiformes; Syngnathidae.
CAGGAAGAAGACCGGAGUUUGCGGGGAAACGAGACGAGGGAUUAAGCGAGCGGUCCGCGGAGCUGCUACUAGCAGUUAGCCACCGAGCCGGAAGUCCCUCAGCCAGUUUGACAGCCUGCCCCGCGCCUUCGCUUCCGGUGCGCGUCCGAGCAUGAAACCCAAGUAGCAGCCCUCCCUCCCUUCCCCCCCCUCCCACUUCGCCCGCCCGUCUUCCUCUGCCUUUUUUUUUUUCCUCCUCCGCCGAGCGUGACCGUGCGCGUCGAGCUGCGACGUGGGCAGGCGGAAAACCCAAAACAAAACACGCGACUGUUCACAACGGGCGUCCUGUUACCCGUCGUCGGAUGCACAACAUGAUGUUGAGCUACGCCACGGUGCGUGGCGGCCUCAGACUGCUGGCUGUGAGGCGGGCGUGUCUCCGGAACCGCCGCGCGCACACGGCCCCGGAGAGCCGCUACCGACCAAUCAAGAAAGUGAUGGUGGCUAAUAGAGGUGAGAUCGCCAUCCGCGUGUUCCGAGCCUGCACCGAGCUGGGGAUCCGAACUGUGGCCGUCUACUCCGAGCAGGACACCGGACAGAUGCACAGGCAAAAAGCGGACGAGGCAUACCUCAUUGGGAAAGGUCUGGCGCCCGUCGCCGCCUACUUGGACAUUCCCGACAUCAUCAAAGUCGCCAAGGACAACAACGUUGACGCCAUCCAUCCGGGCUACGGCUUCCUGUCCGAGCGCUCCGACUUCGCUCAGGCGUGCGCCGACGCCGACGUGAUGUUCGUCGGACCCACCCCGGAAACGGUCCGCAAGAUGGGGGACAAAGUGGAGGCCCGCGCCCUCGCCAUCAGCGCCGGUGUACCCGUGGUGCCCGGAACCGACUCGCCUAUCGGCAGCCUGCAGGAGGCGCACGCCUUCGCCCAGACGUACGGCUUCCCCAUCAUCUUCAAAGCGGCCUACGGCGGCGGCGGCCGGGGCAUGAGGGUGGUGCGGGAAUAUGAGGAACUUGAGGAAAAUUACCAGCGGGCCUACUCGGAAGCGCUGACGGCUUUCGGCAACGGCGCGCUGUUUGUGGAGAAGUUUAUCGAAAAACCGAGACACAUUGAAGUGCAGAUCCUCGGGGACAAGUACGGCAAUGUCAUCCACCUGUACGAGAGAGACUGCUCCAUUCAGCGGCGCCACCAAAAGGUGGUGGAAAUCGCGCCGGGUUUCCAACUGGACCCUCAGCUGAGAAACCGACUUCAUUCGGACGCGGUCAACCUCGCCAAGCUGGUGGGCUACGAGAACGCAGGGACGGUGGAGUUCUUGGUGGACAAACACGGCAAGCACUACUUCAUCGAAGUCAACUCGCGGCUUCAGGUGGAGCACACGGUGACGGAGGAAAUCACGGACGUGGACCUGGUGCACGCCCAGCUGCACGUGUGCUCCGGCCGCAGUUUGCCAGAACUGGGCCUCAGACAGGACAAGAUCCGGGUCAACGGCUGCGCCAUCCAGUGCAGGGUGACCACCGAGGACCCGGCCAGGGGCUUCCAGCCUGACACCGGCAGGAUUGAGGUAUUCCGGAGCGGCGAAGGCAUGGGAAUCCGUCUGGACAGCGCCUCGGCCUUUCAGGGCGCCGUCAUCUCGCCGCACUACGACUCCCUGCUGGUCAAAGUCAUCGCCAGCGGCAAGGACCUGCCGACCGCCGCCUCAAAGAUGAGCCGAGCCCUCGCCGAGUUCAGAGUGCGGGGAGUCAAGACCAACAUCCCGUUCCUCCAGAAUGUGUUCUCCAACCACCAAUUCCUCCACUCCACCGUCGACACGCAGUUCAUCGACGAGAACCAGGAACUCUUCAAUCUCAAGCCCACGCAGAACCGAGCGCAGAAGCUGCUGCACUAUCUGGGUCACGUGAUGGUGAACGGACCGACCACACCCAUCCCGGUGAAGGCCAAACCGUCCUCCGUUGACCCCGUCGUUCCUCCCGUCACCAUGGGAGAUCCCCCGCUAGGAUUCCGCGACGUCCUGCUGCGUGACGGUCCGGAGGGCUUCGCCAAGGCCGUGCGUGCCCACCGGGGCCUCUUGCUCAUGGACACCACCUUCAGGGACGCCCACCAGUCCCUGCUGGCCACCAGGGUGCGCACCCACGACUUGAAGAGAAUCUCGCCGUUUGUCAGCCACAACUUCAACAACCUUUUCAGCCUGGAGAACUGGGGAGGCGCCACCUUCGAUGUGGCCAUGCGCUUCCUGUCCGAGUGCCCCUGGAAGAGGCUGCAGGAGUUGAGGGCUUUGAUCCCAAACGUUCCGUUCCAGAUGUUGCUGAGAGGCGCCAACGCCGUGGGCUACACCAACUACCCGGACAACGCCGUUUUCAAGUUCUGCGAGGUGGCAAAAGAGAACGGCAUGGACGUCUUCCGCGUUUUUGAUUCCCUAAACUACCUGCCCAACAUGCUGCUGGGCAUGGAGGCGGCGGGCUCGGCGGGCGGCGUCGUGGAGGCGGCCAUCUCUUACACGGGCGACGUGUCGGACCCGAUGAGGCAGAAGUACUCCCUGAACUACUAUCUGGAGCUGGCGGAGGAGCUGGUCAAAGCCGGAACGCACAUCCUUUGCAUCAAGGACAUGGCCGGUCUGCUUAAGCCAGAGUCCAGCAAGUUACUAGUUAGCGCUCUGAGGGAGCGCUUCCCAGACGUGCCCAUCCACGUGCACACGCACGACACAGCCGGCGCCGGCGUGGCCGCCAUGCUGGCGUGUGCGGAGGCCGGGGCGGACGUCGUGGACGUGGCGGUGGACUCGAUGGCCGGCAUGACGUCUCAGCCGAGCAUGGGCGCGAUGGUUGCCUGCGCCAAGGGGACCAAGUUGGACACCGGUAUCGCGCUGGAGAAGGUGUUCGACUACAGCGAGUACUGGGAAGUGGCUCGAGGCUUGUACGCGCCGUUUGACUGCACGGCCACCAUGAAGUCCGGCAACGCCGACGUCUACGAGAACGAGAUACCCGGAGGACAGUACACCAACCUCCACUUCCAGGCGCACAGUAUGGGCCUGGGGAAUAAGUUCAAGGAGGUGAAGAAGGCCUACACCGAAGCCAACAAACUACUGGGAGACCUCAUUAAGGUGACGCCGUCCUCCAAGAUCGUGGGGGACCUGGCCCAGUUCAUGGUCCAGAACAACCUGAGCCGCGCCGAGGUAGAAGAGAGGGCCGACGAGCUGUCCUUCCCUCUGUCUGUGGUGGAGUUCCUGCAGGGUUACAUUGGGAUCCCGCACGGAGGAUUCCCGGAGCCCUUCAGAUCCAAGGUGCUCAAGUCCCUCCCCCGCGUGGAGGGCCGCCCCGGCGCCUCGCUGCCGCCGAUGGACUUCGAGUCCCUGGAGGAGGGCCUGCGGGCGGCGCACGGCGACGACAUCACGCCCGAGGACGUCAUGUCGGCGGCCAUGUACCCCAAAGUCUUCCAAGAAUUUAAAGAGUUCACCGCCAACUUUGGCCCAGUGGACUGUCUCAGCACCAGACUCUUCCUGGACGGGCCAAAGAUCGCCGAGGAGUUCGAGGUGGAGCUGGAGAGGGGCAAGAUCCUGCACAUCAAGGCCCUGGCCUUGGGCGACCUGAACAAGGCCGGCCAGAGGGAAGUCUUCUUCGAGCUGAACGGACAGCUGAGGUCCGUGCUGGUGAAAGACACGGUCGCCAUGAAGGAGAUGAAGUUCCACCCCAAGGCCCAGAAGUCCAUCAAGGGUCAGGUGGGCGCGCCCAUGCCGGGAAAAGUGCUGGAGGUCAAAGUGGAAGUCGGCUCCAAGGUGGAAAAGGGCCAGCCGCUGUGCGUCCUCUCCGCCAUGAAAAUGGAGACGGUGGUCAACUCGCCGCUGUCGGGCACCGUCAAGGCGGUGCACGCCGUCGCCGACUCUUCUCUGGAGGGCGACGACCUGAUCCUGGAGAUCGAGGAGUAGCGCCAGAUGUGAUGGGGGUGGGCGGGGUGGGGGUCGGGCCGGUUGCGAGUAGAUUGCGGCGAGCGCGAUGGAAUUUUUUUCCCUUUGGGUAUAUUUCGGGAGUCGCGCUAGCAAGGGGAAGUGACACGUAUGAUAAUAUAUGACAAAGUCAAAUAGCGCUUAUUUUAGUCGUCUUCGUCGCGACGGAGCUACAUUCCGUUAGUAGUCUUAAACUGAGCGAAAACACGUCGCCGACGCGACCUCGCGGUACUGGAAUUUUGUGACUUUCGGCGGUGCUUUCUGAUCGGCGGCGUCUCGUGUCAAGUGCAUUCUGGGAAUGUGUAUUCCAGUUCAGAGGUCAGGCCUGGCUGUUUGGAGCGGGUGGGGGGGGGGACCGAUUCCGGCUUGUCGUGGCGGGCGAAAAGGGUGCGGCGGGAAAGGUGCCGCGUUACUGCAUCAGUAACCAAAGGCGGCGCUUGUCGGUGGAAAAGCAGACGGCGCGCUGGCGCGAGGGAGGCCCACCGUGUUCUUUUUCCCGUGAAGCUACGCUGAUUCAUUUCUUCAUUAAUACUCUGUCAAGUGACGGGAAAUUAACCGGACUAAUAAGGAGACUCUUAAGAAACCUCGGCGGAGCGCCUCGCGAUCUUCAACGCGCGCGCUCGCAUGCAUUAGUCUAAUUGCGUGCGCGCUCAGGCAAAUUUCCGAGCGCCGCGACGCACCUCCGGACUUUCCAAAACAGGAAGCGCAAAGUCACGCGCGUCAGCUCGUUUCCAACGUCGGCCAUUAAAAGCAAUCGUUUGCGUCUAGCGAUAAGCAGUUACUGUCGUACAUAUUUUUUUUUUUUCCUCUCGUUUACCAAUAUAUAGAGAUAUGUAUAUCGACAAGCAACCAAAAUGUUUGUUUACGCUUUCAUAUGCAAAAUGUUAGUUUACGUCGAACUCUUAAAGGUGCGGCUGUGUAGCCCGGACUGGAUCAGAAGCACAACUAAAAUCAACAAAAGAACUACAAAAAAAAAAAAGGGACGUGCUUAAAAAUCAAAUGCUUGAAAUGUUGUCUCUACUUACAAAUAAAGUUGGAUUGAAGAUGCAAGAUGUUGGUGAGUCAUGUUUAAAGUAUUCGCCGUCAUUUCUGGCCGAUAAGUCGCAAGUUUUUUUUUUUCCCCGCCACCUCGCGGUUUAUGCGGCGAUGUGGCUAAUUUGUAAUUUUUUUUUUUUCCUGACGGCACUCGUGCGGCGAGACGGGUGGAAUAUAUGUGCCGAGGAAAUGGCUUUUACCUGUCCGCCCCUGUUAGCGCUGCGCUAGUGUGUUACUGCCGUGAUUUUUACCGGUAUGUUUUUCUUUUAAGCAGCCCUGCUUGCGCGGCGCAAGCGUUAGCGUUUGCGCGGCGGCGCUAGCUUUAAACUGUGUGUUUCCUUUGGUGUUGCAACUUGAGCACUGUCGCCAUUGAAUUGCAACUUUGCUGAGAGACAGGACAAUUCCCGAGGUGAUGGACGACAACGUGCACUCGCCGCCGACGACUUACUUCCGGCCGGCUCGGGCGGAAGGCGGCGACGAAGAACCGAGUUGAGGUUGGAGGCACGGCGGGCGGUAAGUGCGACGUCUUCAACGUGUUUGGAAGUGUAAAAUGUGAGUCUAGGCAUCUCCAAUGUUUCAAAAUUAGGUCUAAUUUGAUCACACAGUUUCUCCCAUUAAUGUAAAUAUUUUGUAAUUCAAAUACAUAAUCCCCCCCCCCCCACUUCUUGUUAUAGAUCAGGAAUCACAAAUUGCGCAGUUGUGACCCUUAAAGCAUUGGAUUGUUAUAGACAGUGAAUGUAUUCUUUAUCCUCUGCAACGAGGGAUUCAUGCUACUGCGGUUUACUGAGUUGCUUGCCGUAGUUAUUUGCCGGAAAUACAUGAUUGGUUUUUUUUGUUUGUUUGUUUUUUUUUUUUUUUGUGCUAUUGAAAAAGGGGAAAUUGGAAGGUUUCCCGCCCAGCGGCCUUAAUCAACAACCUGCCUGUGAAUAUUCCCGUUGAUCCCGGUCAUUUCGUUCAUUCGGCGGCAGCGGCGACGCCCAUCGGUACGUUCGGGGCGGUUGUCGGCCUUCUGGUGCGGUCGUCUGUUUGCGCCCGCGCCUCCGUUUUGAGAGUGAUGUGCUGUUACCAUGGCAACUGGCACAUUCAGGCCAAAAGGAUGCCGUCUGGGGAAGCGCUUUUCAUCUGUGACGCCGCGCUCGCGCGUGCACCUGUGUUUGACUUUAAAAAAAAAAUAAAAAUAAAAUCAAGUGUCUCCGGGGCUGAGAGCGCCCCUAGUGGCACAUUAGCUCCGCCCACUUUCCUACCUUCUGAGCGCGUGAGGGUCACGUCUGUGAUCGCGCUGCAGCUAGCUAGCGUGAAAGUGGAGCCAGUUAUUUAUUUAUUUACUUAUUUAUGAUCGCUUGAGCCCAUCGGCGUGACGACGCCGCGUGGAGUUGGGCUGCGGCGAAGCGCGAUCUCGUGCGCUCUCUUCACUUAUGGGCUGCAGCGGCGCCGUUUAAGAUGACAAGUGGACAACACUCGGCUGUGUUGUCGUCCCACCGGCGCACUGCUGGGUUCAGGCCUCCGCGUCGUCCUAAUUACAUCCUUUCCAAACGAGCUUCAUAUCUUUUACGGGCUUUAUUAUUUGUAUUUGUGUGUGUGUGUGGGGGGGGGGGGGGGGGCGAGCCAAUUUGCAAAACGUAAUUUCAACAUCUUGUGACUUACUGCUGCACGUUCGGGUUUCCGGUGCGAUUCCUAACCGUUCUGACAGUCGUUGUCUCCCCCCCUUGCCGAAAUUCCAAUUCACUCCGACGACGUCCACAUUUCGGUCACUUCAGGUUCGGCUUUUCAAGCGUUCGCGUUCAAUUUCUCGACAAUCGGUCUCGUUCCGAAAUGAAAUAAAUUCCCCCCUUUCCUCGCUCAAAAAUUGGGCGCACACAAUGCCCAAGAACACAUUUAUCUUAUUAUAGCGACGACUUGAGCACACAAGAUGAAUAAACCCAAUUCAGUUCUGCCUACCCCCCCCCCCCCAUCGCACCCCCACCGCCUUUUUUGUUUUUAUAGUUCAGCCAAAGCUCGUUGGGAAACACUCCAGGAACGCAGUCCUGAAGCAUCCUGGGAAAUCAAGAGUUUAAGCGGGGACCGGAGAUGCCAGAAAGUCUCCGAGAAAUCAGGUGCACCGCAAGGGCAUGUACCCAGCACCGGUGACAAAUGUGACCUCCGGCCUGUUAAUUCGAUAAGUCAUUGGCAUGAAAGCGCUUUCCGUUUUACAAGUGAGUGUAAAUCACCUUUUAACAAGAAAAGGGAGUUUGUUCUUGGAUGCCUUUUGUUCUAAAACGAGGCUAAUUGGUGCCACGCAAUUUGCCACAAAUUGUUUCCGGUUUUGAGAAGCCCCGAUGUAAAUAAUACACAAGAUCUUCGCCCGCGGCAAAUGCAGUCGAACAAUUUUUAUUUUUUUUUCACGUGAUGAAUGAGACAAAAGGAGCGCGGCUCCCGAUGGAUGCAAUCGGCGGCUGGCACGCCGGCGCGGGCCUCCCUGGCGGCGGCGUCGCUUGCGGAAAAGUCAAAACGCUCCCGGGGGCGCGAGCGAUGCCAAUGUCGCCGGUAAUUUAUUCGUGCAGGAGGCGCAAGCGUUUGCCGCUGAGAAAUGAAGUCAAUUUGACUUCUACGCUACAAGGCGUUUUUCGACUUUUAACCUUAAAUUACACUGGCGUAAUGCUAAAACUCAGCCGCUAAUGGCUAAUUUUAGCGUUGUGGUUUUAUAACCCUUCGAGCGGGGGAUUUUUGAACUCUGACAUGUAUCACACCAAUGCUCGCGCAUAUAUUCCUUAUCCUCUGCAAAAACUGACCGUUCUCACUGCACCUUACUGGAGUUACGUGCACUGUGUUAUACCGCCCCCAGGUGGCCAAAAUGCAUACACCAGAUGAAUUGCUUUAUCGCCAGGGUUUUUUUUUUUUUUUUUUCCCUUACGUCGCGUUGAAAUUGUGUGAUCAAGCCAUCUCCGAGCAUGUGGAAGAAAAUCCGGCAAGGCCUGCAGCAAACGGCAUCAAUAUUCAAGCGGUGUUGUGUAGCUGUAUUCAUAUUUCAUCAGCGGAGCGCCUUGGGGGAAUCUGGCGUUUACCCAAAACAAAACGUUACCCUGCUAACGUCUGACAUUCUUCGUCUUUAUUUAAUCCGGUUCAAUCGCGACGGGCCGAGCUCGGGGCUUGAAUUUGGCUUUUUACCGGAACACAAAUACGAUGCAAAUGCAAUAAUUGCAAUUUUUGAAUUUGCACUCAUUGUUCGAGGUGACGACUGUACGUGUGACAUAUUUACAUUUCAUUAUCUUAUAAUGACCUUAUUUUGUCACAGGUUCAAUGUGCAAUAGAUGUACACUGCUGAGAUGCUCAUUUUGCACUUAUGUAAUGUUUUUUUUACCAGUCACAGAGAUGUUUAAACGUAGAAUACCGUUGGUAAAUAUGUAUUGCGAUGGAUACCCGCAGAUUUUUCAUAGGCUGUUUUGUAGAUAAUCAUUUGAACAUUAUAAAUCACUGUCAAUAAUUGACUUACUUUUUUUUAAUCCCUUCCUCGAUGCUACACUUGGCAUUGCACUGGGGGUGGGUUGGGGGGGGGGGUCAAAAAAAUAGUUCCCGUGGAUGUUUUCGUUUUUUUUAAAUGAGGAGUUUGCGCCCCCCUGCGGAAGCGAUGCGGGGGAAAAAAGAUGGAGAGUGUGGGCGAACUACAUUUUGGGGGCAUCCUGGGAAGUGUAGUUUGAAAGUGUAAUAGUGGGAAAGUGAGAUGUAAAAAAUGUAAAAAUUUGGAUGGUAGCAUUGUUUAACGCACUGAAAUAAACUAAAUCGUUGUAUGUAGAAUCAACAAUCAGUUUUUCCAUUGGUUAUUUUUUUUUUUUUUUUACAGUAACUGAUUUCAGAAAAAACGAUCCGACAAUUUUUUUGGAAGUGUAGGACACAAAAAAAAAAAUACCAAGUAUGCACUUGAUUGAAUAGGAUUCAAUGAUGUCAUGAUCGACAGAAUUGCAUCUUGUGUGCGUUUUAAAUAAAUGCAAAACUUUGCUCGUUAAAUACGAUAUCAACUCCCAAAUGUUGAUGUAAACGAAGAUAGUUUGCAAUGGAUAAUACAUCAUUUGUUCGAACACGCAAUGAUUUUUUUUAUUUAUUUUUUUGCUUUGAAAACGAUUACCCUCCUAAAUAGUAGAUCGGCCUUAACUCAUUUAAUCUUUUGAUCAUUCUUGACCAUUUUUAUAUGCACAAUACAAUUUUUGCGUUGCUUAUUUUUGGGGGGAGUCGGCAGCGUUUUUUACUUCCGGGUUGUUGCCCGAUGUACGCACACGUUCGUGUUUUUCUUUUUAUCAUCAUUAUUUUUCUCUUUUCUCCCUCUCUCGUCAAGUCCCCGCGGCCUGUUUGCGACGCUAGUGCAAGAAAGUGUUUUUUUGUUGUUUUUUUUUUUUUUUGUUUGGCGUUUAUCCGUCAAUAUUCCGGAAAACCAAAAGAUGGAAGGGGGCGUGGUCGGCGUUUUGACUUCCGUGUUGCGCCUCGCGACGGUCCUUUACGGUAGCCGUGGUACUGAUGCGGGAUGAGUCAGGCGUUAUGAUGCUGCCUUGGCUGCUAUUUCCCGGCCCGCGGACGCCCACAGAGAUGUCGGCGGUGGUCGCCAAGUGAGCGUCGACCGCCCCCCCCGCCGCUUCGUGCGCACCGUCGGUCCAAUUCGCAGCAAGCGAGGAGAGGCCAACCUGUCCAAGUCUCGAACUUUGCGGCCUACAACGCCCGCCUCUGUCGUCGCCGAUGGAGCGUGAGCCGCCCCGCAGGGCUUGAACCCAACCGCGCCGAGCAGGCACGUUUGGACGAGUUCGGUGUGGAGGAAGAACUUUGCAAUGAACAGAACCGCCCCAAAGUAGCUGAGAAAUACCAUUUUCACUUCCUGGAGAACAGG